GGUCUUUUUGCCUCUUUCAUGCCUGUUCGUCGGCUAAUGUUCUGGAGCGCAGGUUCGGGAUCGGGGUGACUCACCGAGAAGGCGCGAGGGAAGGCGCUGUCGCCGCCGCACACACUUGGGUCCGCGGCUGGCGACGCCGCCCGGGCUGCCCCGCGCCGGGGGCCGAGACGGGGACCGCCGGUCCGGGUGUCCGCUCCGCCUACCGUGUCUGAUGGCGGUGGCCGCGCCCCGGGACCCGACUCAGGGCACUGUGACCUUUGAGGACGUUGCUGUGUCCUUCUCCUGGGAGGAAUGGGAUCUUCUUGAUGAGGCUCAGAGACACCUGUACCAGGAUGUGAUGCUGGAGAACUUGGCGCUUAUAACCUCCCUGGGUUGUUGGCAUGGAGCAGAGGAUGAGGAGGCACCAUCUGAGCAGAGCGUUUCUGUAGGAGUGUCACAUGUCAGGGCUCCCAAGACAGGUCUUUUUCCCCAGAAGGCCAACCCCUAUGAGGUGUGUGGUCCAGUCUUGAAAGACAAUUUUUACUCGGCUGAGCACCAGGAAACACAAUUCCGUGAGAAAGUGUACACUGAUGAGACACAUGGGAAAAGAUUCUGUUUCAGCGAAAACCUUCAGCAGCAGCAGAAGCAGCAUGUGAGCGAUAAGCCCUUCGGUAACAAUGUAAGCAGAGCUUCAGUGAUCAAGAGCUGCAGGUUGCAAGUGUCAGGGAAGCCCUUUAUCUGUGGGGAGAUUGGGAAGGAUUUCUUGGCCAGCUCAGGAUUCCUCCAGCAGCAGGCCACACAGACUGGAGAGAAGUCAAACAAUGCAACUGAAUGUGGGGCGGCCUUCCACAAGGGAAAAACUCAACACUGCUGGGGAGACAGCACAGAAGCUUUCAGCCACAAGCACACAUUUGUUCAUCACCAGAGAGUCCGCCCUGGAGAGAGAUGUUACAUGUGCAGUGAAUGUGGGAAAUCUUUUAGCCAUAACUCUAGCCUUAUUAAACAUCAGAGAGUUCACACAGGAGAAAGGCCUUACGAGUGUGGGGAGUGUGGAAAAUCCUUUAGCCAGAGCUCCAACCUCUUUCAACAUCGGAGAGUUCACACUGGAGAAAGGCCUUACGAGUGCAGUGAAUGUGGGAAAUCUUUUAGCCAAAGCUACAGCCUCAAUAACCAUCGGAAAGUUCACACUGGAGAGAGGCCAUUUGAGUGUGGAGAAUGUGGCAAAUCCUUCAGUCAAAGAUCCAACCUCAUUCAACAUCAGAGAAUUCACACUGGAGAAAAGCCUUAUGAGUGCAGUGAGUGUGGGAAGUCCUUUAAUCAAAGUUCUGCGCUCCUGCAACACCAUACCGUUCACACCGGAGAACGGCCCUAUGAGUGCAGUGAAUGUGGGAAAUCCUUUACCUACAAUUCCAGUCUUUUAAAACACCAGAAAGUCCACACAGGAUCAAAGCCUUAUGAGUGCAGUGAAUGUAGGAAAUCUUUUAGCCAGAAUUGCAGCCUUGUUCUACAUCUGAGAGUUCACACUGGAGAAAGGCCUUAUGAGUGCAGCAAAUGUGGAAAAUCUUUUAGCCAAAGCUCUGCGCUCCUUAAACACCAGAGAGUUCACACUGGAGAAAGGCCAUAUGAGUGCAAUGAGUGUGGGAAGUCCUUUAGGCGAAGCUCCAACUUCAGUGACCAUCGGAGAGUUCACACUGGAGAAAGGCCGUAUAAGUGUAACCAGUGUGGGAAAUCCUUUAGUAAAAGCUCUGGCCUCACUCGACACCAGAGAGUUCAUACUGGAUUGGGCAUUAUAAAUAUCUUGAAUGAGAAAGCCAUUAGCCGAAGCCCUUACCUCAUUGAUUACCACAAAAUUCACAUGGGAGAAACAACUUAGAUAUGUAGCAAAUGUAUUUCCUUGUUCAGUAUAACAACACUUGAGGAGAUCUCUUUUGAGGGUACCAUUUGCCUGAAUGGCGCCUCUUACAUCCACACAUCAAAAUAAAUUCCAGGUAUGUGGAGCUGUGUUGCAUGUUUCAGCUUGGGCCCGUGUGAAUUUUUAUUACUGUUGAUUGUGUAGCAGCAGCCAUUCACCUCUCCCACCUGCAGGUGCCCAUAUGUAUAUCAUUUAUCUGCUCUGAUGUGUUCAGCAAAGUAAACCUUGGUGUUUUCCCAUUCACUGGGUAAAUGUGAGAAGCCAGAGUACUCAUUUUUUUCUCUCUGAUUAGUAGGGCACAGAUGACCCUGUUGUGUUCCAGAGGACUCCAUCUGAGUUCUGCCUGUGACCUGAAAAGUCACUUUUUUUAGGGAUAUUGGUCUGGUAAUUCUUGUGAUGGAAUUUCCUAGCCUCCAAAUCACUAACCGAGGAACAGCCUUCCUCUGUUAAUUCUGGUUUGUGCUAUAACAAAGGCCUUAUUGUGCAAGUUAUCUUUAUCUUGAGGGUUAGAUUUACUUUAUGGGGUGGUUUCAGAAUGACAGGAGAAAUAGCUGGCAUGGGCACCCCAAUCUUUGUGUGCUUCAGGGGGAUAGAAGGAUGGUAGUCCUGUCUCUAGUUUGGGCCUUGUUUGCAUUGUUGCCUCUAAGGAAAUUAUGUAGGGUUUUGUGGUUAAAUUGUAGCCUGGAUGCCAGGAAGUUUCGUGCUAUCAGCACUCACCUUGAAGAGGGGGCAGUUGUGACAAUCUCUGGUACUUCUGGGAACAACAUAAAAUUGUUUUCUUGUUUGCAGGGGAUGUUGCAUUGUGCUCAGCACUGGUGCAGGAAAUCUGUUCCCAGGUCUUGGAAAGGAGAGAUGUACCCUAAUGCCCAGAAUUCUGUUUGGUGGUGUCACUGGCUGAAAGAUUAUAGGGGGAGUCAUAAUUGUACACAAACGGAGAAUUAACAGAGAGGGCAAGAGAUUGCAACAAACUGGUUGGAUUGUGCCUCUUUUAUAAAAGGGCACCUGCUAUUGUGCUAGUCAGUAUGGCUGUGAAGGAUGAGCAAGUACAGAAAUUCUCAGAUCCUUCUGAACUGUGAAGCUUGUGUAGCUGAGGGCCUUGUCAGAAAAUAAUCUAAUAGGGGGACGCCUGGGUGGCUCAGUUGGUUAAGCAUCUGACUCUUGGUUUUGACUCAAGUCAUGAUCUCAGGGUUGUGAGGUCAAGCCCUGCAAACAGAUCUAGCCUCAGUGCGGAGCCUGCUUGGGAUCCUCUCUCCUUCUCCCUGUGCAUACACUCCCCCCACCACCACCACGUUCACACUCUCUCACGUGUGCUCUCUCUAUAAGAAAAGGAAUCUAACGGUUUUAUGGAUUCCUGUAGUUUCUCUGCAUUGUUCACCAUAAGGCCUUUGUUGCACAGGAAGGAAAACAAAGAUAGAAAGAAAGAAGAUCUCAGUCCAGAAAUGCAGACUUUACACAGCCUGCAUUCCCAAUGACUCAGGUGGAAAUGGCUUUCAUUGCUCACCUGUAUUUGCUGCAAACGAAGCAAGGUGCUGAUCCCAGGGCAUUACAAGGGAUAUGGUGCGGUCAAUACAGGUUUGCCAAACUUUGUUUUUUGAAAACAGAAUUUUUUUUUUAUUAUACCGUUAAUGCCUUUUUGGUAUGGUUAAUAAAUAAUAAAUUGUCCAUAUUUAAACUGUACCAUUUGAUGAGUGUUGACAUUCCUAUAAACCCAUGAAACCAUCAUCACAAAUCGUAACAAUGUGCAUAUGCAUCACCCCACAUUCACUCAUGCCCUUUAAUUAUUAUCUCCUUCUCUCUGCCCUCCAGGCAAACAUUGAUUUACUUUCUUCUACAAUAGAUUCGUAUGUAUUUAAUGUAAUUUUACACGAAUGAAAAUAAAAUGUUUAGUUUUUUUUCCCCGCUGGGUGUUCUCAUCUAGUAUAUUUAUUUUGAGAUUUGUCAGUGGGUCUGUGUAAUUAGUUCAUUCUUUUAAUGUUGUCAAGAAAUGUAAUGUUCUAUCUACUAUUUGUUUAUUUACUCAUCUGUUUCAGAUAUUUGAGUUGUUUCUAGUUUGGGGCUUUAUCAAACAGUUGUUAGAGACAUUUGUUUGAUUCUUAAAUUUAUGAUUCUUUGUAUGGAUAUGUUUCAUUCCUCUUGUGUUGAUACCUCAGAGCGCCUCAGAGCUGUAGUUACAGGGCUGUGAUUUGGGGACUGUUAAAUGAGGUCAUCCUAAGGAAAACUCCUCCCUGUUAGCUCCCUAUGAAAAGAUGUGUUAGUUAUGGGCUGAAUUGUGUGUUCCCAAAUUCAUAUGUUGAAAUCAUAAUCUCCAGUACCUCAGAAUGUCACUGCAUUUGGAAAUAGGGUUUUUAAAAAGGUAAAAUAAAGACGAUACUGUGGACACUAAUCCAGUGUGACUAGUGUCAUUAAGAGGAAAUUAGUACACAGACACACAGAGGGAAGAUCAUGUGAAGACAGAGGAAGAAAAUGCCCACCUACAAGCCAAGGAGAGAGGUCUCAGGAGAAAUCAGUGCUGCUGACACCCUGAUAUCAGAUACCUAGCAUAUGAGAAAAUACAUUUCUGUUGCUUAAACCACCCAGUCUGAAGUAAUGUAUUAUGGUGGCCUUAGCAAAGUCUUAUGGGAGCCAUCAGCAUCUGGGAAGGAGAGGGUCUGCAGGGUGCCCUAGGGACAGAGGGAGGAGGUGAUUAUGAUCCGUAAAGUAGUUGGAACCAGAAGGAGGGAUGGGCUUGGAAUUGAUUCCUCCAUCCCCACCUCUCAGUGGAGGUCACAAAGAGAAACUUGCUGCCCAACCUCCCCCUAGGUUCAGUUUCCAGCUGUGUAAAAUGGAGAUCAUGAGCAGACCUGCCUCUGGGGCGAUUUGAGGAUGUAAAGAACUCAUGGCCUAGGAAAGGGGCU
This is a messenger RNA of Zalophus californianus (California sea lion), 4785 nucleotides long. Its product is annotated as zinc finger protein OZF-like. The record is from RefSeq and is a predicted model, not a curated record. Gene Ontology annotation, molecular function: DNA-binding transcription factor activity; RNA polymerase II cis-regulatory region sequence-specific DNA binding. Bases 212 to 1852 code for a protein of 546 amino acids. Lineage: Eukaryota; Metazoa; Chordata; Mammalia; Carnivora; Otariidae. The transcript is spliced from 3 exons. Gene Ontology annotation, biological process: regulation of transcription by RNA polymerase II.